GGGCGGUGCGUGGGGCCGGAUCCCAUCCCUUAGACGCCCGAGCCUCGCGGCGCGGUGUGCGAACUGCGAGCGACACGCGCCAGUGUUGGGGCCGAGUCCCGCGACGCCAGCCAGUGCGCCGCCUCCGAGAAACCCCGAGCAGUCCGCACCUGACAAGCGACCCCGCCGGAGUUCCUUGCAGUCGGCUGGUGGGGCGCCGGCCCGGGAGCCGGGUGCUUCAUGCCCAGGAAACCAGGCCAGCUCUGCCCCAUGCUAAACCUGAGCGGGGUCGGAGUUCACGGAGAAGCGGUUACCCCACUUGUAUGAGGAUGUAGACCCAUCCUACACGUGGGCGCCCGCCUCGCUGAAACUGAGUCAGCCACAACAUGGCUGUUUUUAUAAAGAAAAUGGUGGUUUCUGCUGUAAACCCUCUCCUACGUCUGAGUCCUUGCACGACGACAUCCCGUGCGCUCUCCACACUCCUGCUGGGUCCCCUGCGCGUUGCAGUCCCAGCAGGGGCGCAGCCCAGCAAAGUGGUGGCCUCACCCCUCUCCUGCUGCCCCUUGCCUUUCCUGCAGCCUGCUCUGGGGUUCAAGACCAAGGGCGUCCUGAAGAAGCGUUGCCGGGACUGUUACCGGGUGAAGAGGCGUGGGCGGUGGUACAUCUACUGCAAAACGAACCCAAAGCACAAGCAGAGACAGAUGUAGCUCCUUUGGCUGUGAAAAUAACAUGCAAGAUUGUACCAUUUCCUAGAGAGAUGGUGUUAACUUACCAAAAAAGAAUUAAAUGUAAAUGUUCUGGUUUCUAA
Messenger RNA from Artibeus jamaicensis (Jamaican fruit-eating bat), 787 nucleotides. It is a transcript of the gene MRPL36, whose product is annotated as mitochondrial ribosomal protein L36. Lineage: Eukaryota; Metazoa; Chordata; Mammalia; Chiroptera; Phyllostomidae. The record is from RefSeq and is a predicted model, not a curated record. Gene Ontology annotation, cellular component: mitochondrial large ribosomal subunit; ribosome. The transcript is spliced from 2 exons. Bases 366 to 686 code for a protein of 106 amino acids. Gene Ontology annotation, biological process: ribosome biogenesis; translation. Gene Ontology annotation, molecular function: structural constituent of ribosome.